Hippocampus zosterae (dwarf seahorse) is the source of this 4127-nucleotide messenger RNA. It is a transcript of the gene ikbkg, whose product is annotated as inhibitor of nuclear factor kappa B kinase regulatory subunit gamma. The record is from RefSeq and is a predicted model, not a curated record. Gene Ontology annotation, molecular function: K63-linked polyubiquitin modification-dependent protein binding. Gene Ontology annotation, biological process: positive regulation of canonical NF-kappaB signal transduction. The transcript has 15 exons. Gene Ontology annotation, cellular component: IkappaB kinase complex; nucleus; cytoplasm. Bases 455 to 2287 code for a protein of 610 amino acids. NCBI's taxonomy places the organism in Eukaryota, Metazoa, Chordata, Actinopteri, Syngnathiformes, Syngnathidae.
UUGGUAAAAUUGGAAUGGUGUUAUUUCCCAAUUAGCGUGGUAAGGUGCAAUUGAAAACAUUGUAUGGUUGCUUGGGUCGCGUUCGAAUUGUUUUGCCUUGCAGUCCAAACUCGGAGUUCACAAUUAAAACAAUGCUAACAACACUGCGCCUCGUCAUGUGUUUUACAGUUAACGUCAACCCACGCACAACGUUUUAUUAGAACAAGAAAAUAGAGGACCCGAUAAUUAACCGGUGGUCGCCCCUUUGUUAAUGCCCGCUCCUGUGGUUGUCAACAAGUGCUUCCGAAGCCGUAGCAGUAAUUUCCCAGCUAGUUGUGUAAGCUAAGUCGCUAGCUGUGUAGCAAUAGCCUGCCUGAGCUGGCUCCUAGCUGGCUUUCUUUCGGGUUGUUCGCGACCUACUCACUGACUGCCUGCCUGCUUUUCUGGAUAACAACACUGGAAAAUAAUAAAAGGAAUGGUGCAACCCCAACCUGAUGGUCCACUGCAGUGGGACAUGUCAGGAGAGGAUAGUGGAGGGGCCCUCAGGGUCCCACCUGAGCUGGCAGCCAACGAAGUGGUCACCAGGUUGCUUGGAGACAAUCAUCAGCUCAGAGAAGCCUUGCGGCGGAGUAACCUUGCCUUGCGUCAGCGCUGUGAAGAGAUGGAAUGUUGGCAGAGAAAGACGAGGGAGGAUAGGGAAUUUCUCAGUUGUCGUUUCCAAGAGGCCAGGGCUCUGGUGGAAAGGCUGGCACUGGAGAACCACUCUUUACAAGGCCUGGUGAAUGGACCGGCCUCCUCAUCCAGCCACUGCUGUAGCUCCAGCCAGACUGAAAGCUCUUUUCCAACAAAGAAUGGCCCACUUGAUGCACCACUGAUAUUUGAUCAACGGGAAAAGAUGACAGCGGAGGAAGCAGAUCAACACACGCAGACAACUCCCCCUCGUAGCUUGGGUGAUGCAAGUGUAUGUAGCUCCGUGAGUAGUGCCCUCCCAACCCCCCCUACCUCCCUUACAGAGGUAUCGGGGGGUUCAGUGGGCAGGGAAAAUGGCCAGCCCGUCCAAUAUGCAAAUGACUUCCUGCAAGUGAAGAGCCACAAAGAAAAGCUGGAGGAAGGCAUGCGCGAUCUGAAAAAGAAAAAUGAAGAGUUGGAGAGGCAGAGGGAUGAGGGUGAAAAGGAAAGAGAGAGAAUGCGUCGCUGCAUUGAUCAGCUGGCUGCCAAAUUGGCCCAAGCACAGGCAAGCAGCGCUGCCGAGGAGGCCGGCCAACAUCGCAGUGAAGCCCAGCACUCCUCUGACUGCUCUAGCCUGGCUAAACUCACAGAGCAGCUUCAGGCCACGCAGGGCAGGUAUCGUGAGCUAGAGGAGAAGCUUGACUACCUGCAGAAGAGUUCUGCUCAACGUGACAGAACCGAGGCUCUGCUGAAGCAAAAGGACAAGGACUGUGAGGCUCUCAAAGCUCAGGCAACAUCUCUCUUAGCAGAACUGAAUGAGAGGCAGAGCUGCCUGAACAAAAGCGAGCAAGAACGCAAAAUGCUGGAGGACAAGUUGUGUAGUAAGGUGAAAGCCCUGCAGGUGGCAGAGCAAGAACUGGAGCAGCAGAGGAAUCAGCAUCAUGUGAACAUGGACAAGCUUAUGUUGCAGAUUCAGAGCUUGGAGCAAGCCCUUAAGACGGAGAGAAAUGUUGUCACUGUGGAAAAGAAAAAACUGACACAGCUUCAGCAUGCUUACACGUGUCUCGUUAGAAGCUAUGAUUCUAUCCUCAAAAAUGAGGGAGGAGAUCUGUGCAGCCGACUGGAGGAGGCUGAGAGAGCACUGGCCCUCAAGCAGGACCUGAUUGACAAACUAAAGGAGGAGGUCGAGCAGCAAAAAGGCUCACUGGAGACGGUUCCUGUCCUUACUGCGCAGGCUGAGAUCUACAAAGCAGAUUUCCUUGCAGAACGAGAAGCAAGAGAAAAGCUAAACCAGAAGAAAGAAGAGCUGCAGGAUCAGCUGAAUCACGCUUUGGCGGAGAUCGAUAGGCACAAACAGGAAGCCACAUCCCGGGCACGUAUGGAGCAGAUGAAGCUGAGGCAUCAGGAGGACUUUCCAACACGGGUUCCACACAUUCCGCCUACACAGGGUGGAUUUUCUGCCGGAGCGUUCAACACGGCACCCCCUCCAUCAUUGUACCGCAAUCCAGGAUUGGUGCAGCCUAGUGAUCAAGGAGCAGCAGGAGCUGAGGAUCUGCCAGACUUAUGUUGUCCCAAGUGCCAGUACCAUGCUCCAGAUAUGGACACACUGCAAAUCCACGUUAUGGACUGCAUACAGUAACAGAUUCAGAGUUCAUCUUCCCUUCAAUAAUCAUACAUCGACCAGCCAUACCAUUAUAAUCACUGAUAGGUGACUUGAAUAACAUAAGCCUUGUUACAAUAGCACCUGUCAUGGAUUAAGAUUUUAGACUUGGGUAUGUUGCCAUUUUACCCUUAAAGUUAAUUGAUUUGAGUCAGCAUCUCUGCGGGAGCGGCUAGUACCUACCUUAAGCGAUCUGAGAAUGGACAUCGAGUGACCCAACAACAGGAUAAUGGGCGCUAAAUGUAAUUGAUGUAAGUCUAACAACGUUGCUCCACAGAAAGGUACUAAAGCUUAAACUUGUUUAUUUUAUGUUAUUUUUUAAAGAAAUAACCUGUCGUGUUCAGCUGCUUAGACAUGCAGUAAUGGUGGCUCAGUCUACCUUUUCAUGCCAGAACCGUUCUGUUGUGCACUCGGAAUGUUCAAUAUAAUCCCUCUAUUAUUUGUACAAUGCAACAUGGGGGAGAGGGAGGCAGUGCUACAGGUAUGUAGUAGAUAUGCCGUGUCAGUCACCCUUGUUUAGAAUAUAAGUGUAGAAAGGUAAAAGGUUGUGGAUUUGUUUUUAUUUUUGUGUAACACCAAGGUCCAGGUGUUGACUUGGCAUCCAAAGUCCGUAACAGCAAGGUCCAGGUGUUGACUUGGCAUCCAAAGUCCAAACACUUGGAUUCAUUUGAGGUCCUUUGAGAUGUACUUGAGAGUAGGUGCCAACCCAGCGUCACAUAUUUAAUUUGUCUGAUGUUAAUCGUUUGGUGUCCCGAUACACCGUCAAAGGUUUUGUGACGUUCAUGUCAGAGCUGUUUUAGCUCCUAUACAGUGUUAAUCGGAAGAAUAUACUGAUAUGGCUGAUCGGUGUAGACGGGGGUCCCUUUCCAGCGCAGUGUGUAGCUGGGCUCAACAUUUUUCUAGUCGCACCUUACUUGCACUUAAAUGCAACACACAUUUAAUAAAGUUGACCUAAUAUGGACGCUUAAAAUGAUGAUGAUAGGAUAUCAAGAUGUGCCAAACACAGGACUUAUCUUGUGAACAAAAGAAAUAAUGACAUCUUUGUAUUCCUCUAGACCUGGUCCACCCAUUCACUUUCUGCUGUAGAGUUCCCCACUCUUCAAUUCUGUCCUUUUCCACUCUAUUUUGUUGUUGUCCAUUGCUUUUCCCAGGUCGCACCUACCCUUUAAAUGUAAUUCUUUGGCAAAAGCAUUUUCACAGGGUUUGUCCUUAGUCCCUGAUGCUUUUUUCUUUCUUGCUCUCACUUUACUCUGCUGAGACAGUGGUAACCUAAAGGAGGAACAGCUGAUGUGUGUGGAAUUAAACGUGUUCUUGAAUUGUAUCAUCCAUUGUUAUUUAACAAUAGUUAAUCUUUGGACCUGAAAUAUACCUUUAACAGAAAACAACAGUCAAAUAUUUUUUACAAUCUCCCUGAAGGGUAAACGUGAGCGAAUAACCCAGUGAGCUUUAAAUUAAGGUGUAUAUUCAAAUACUGUAUGUUUUGGUCAUUAAUGUUGCAAGUCUUCAUUACCUCAAAACACAUCUGUACUUGAGAUGGUUUAACUCUGAGUGAACAAAGUAGCCAUUCUCUUUGUACUGUGUCUAUGUAUACUGUCGACUACAUCACUGCUAUAUCACUGAGAACCUUUAUUGUGUACUCUUCUUCCCUGUAGCUAUCAAUUAUCUGAAUGUAAAAAGCAUUGAGGUCAACGUUUUUGUGAUUAUUGUCUGUUAUGAUAGAUAAUCUCUGUUGGUGUAAUGAAAAUUGUUUCAAUCCAUUGACAAAUCCCAAAUAAAUCAAAUGUUCAUUGGCUCACACAAGAUGCAUUCAUACCAUGAA